Molecule: messenger RNA, 2001 nt
Organism: Sordaria macrospora k-hell
Lineage: Eukaryota; Fungi; Ascomycota; Sordariomycetes; Sordariales; Sordariaceae
Biological process (GO): vesicle-mediated transport; intracellular protein transport
Cellular component (GO): fungal-type vacuole; CORVET complex
Source: RefSeq, a predicted model, not a curated record
AUGGCUCCCCAUGCGGAGUUUGACACCGAACAGAUUAGAGAGAAAGGUCGCAAGGACAUCCUAUAUCUUCUAGAAUCAGUCCGUGGAAAGAAGAACAUUGUGAUUGAGAAGAGCCUGGCUGGUCCACUUAAUGCCUUUGUCGGAGCAUCAACCUUGCGUGACUAUGGCGCUGAUAACUUCUUCUUCCUCGAAAACAACAACACCGACUCGAGCCAGCGCAAUGUGGUCUUCAUUGCCCGGGGCGAGUCGGCCCAUCAUGCUCACACGAUAGCAGAUCAAAUAAAACGUCUACAGCACGAGAGCCAGUCUCCCCACGAAUUCCAUGUCUUCUGGGUACCCCGCCGAACGCUGGUUUCAGACAAGGUGUUGGAAGAGGCCGGCGUCUUGGGUGAUACCAACGUCGCCGAGCUACCCCUAUACUUCUUUCCGCUUGACACCGAUGUCUUGUCCCUCGAACUAGACGACUCCUUCAGAGACCUUUACCUCGCGAAGGAUCCCACACCCGUCUUUCUGCUUUCAAAGGCGUUGAUGGGCAUCCAACAGAAGCAUGGCCUCUUUCCCAGGAUCGUUGGCAAGGGCGAGAACGCCAAGAGAGUCGCUGAAUUAUUGUCCCGUAUGCGACAGGAGCUUCUCGCUGGCGAAGAAGCAGCCGAAGGAGACAAGAUCGGCCUAUCACCCAGCACCACGAACGAAAGUGUUAUCAUCAUCGACCGUGAAGUCGACUUUGUCACGCCCCUUCUGACACAACUGACCUACGAGGGCUUGAUCGACGAGGUAUUCGGUGUACAGAAUAACCAGGCCGACGUCGACUCGACGAUCAUUGGCGCACAACCGGAACCACAAGGUUCAACCACUGCCGCCGCUGCCGUCGUGAAUAGCGGGUCUUCGCGAAAGCGCAAAGUCCAACUUGACUCGUCCGACAAGCUGUUUGAGCAACUACGGGACGCCAAUUUUGCCAUUGUGGGGAGUCUUUUGAACAAGAUUGCUCGUCGUUUGAAGAGUGACUACGAGAGUAGGCAUAGCUCCAAGACGACAGCCGAGCUCAAAGAUUUUGUCUCGAAGCUCCCGGGAUACCAGGCCGAACAGAAGAGCCUCAAAAUUCAUACGGGACUGGCGGAGGAGAUCAUGAAGUAUACUCGCACGGAACACUUCAGCAAAAUGCUGGAGGUUCAGCAGAAUCUCGCAGCUGGAGCAGAUCCGUCUUCCCAGUUUGAGGCCAUCGAAGAACUAAUAGCACGCGAUGUCCCUUUGCCGCAAGUAUUGCGCCUACUCUGCGUGUACUCGUGUAUCUCGGGCGGAAUCAAGACGAAGGAAUUCGACCAUUUUCGGCGCCUUAUACUGCAAGGAUAUGGCUACCAACACAUACUCACGCUCCAUAAUCUAGAGAAGCUUCAGAUGUUCCUCUCGAGGUCGUCUCCCCUGGCAUCCAUGAUCCCCAUGACCGGGUCCGUUGGUGCGACGGGAACGAAGACUAACUACACAUACUUACGGAAGCAACUGCGGCUCAUUGUCGACGAGGUCAACGAACAGGAUCCCAACGAUAUCGCCUACGUCUACAGCGGCUACGCUCCUCUUUCAAUACGCCUCGUCCAGUGCAUCCUUCAGAAGCAAUAUUUGCUCUCCAUCACAAAGGGAGCAGCUGCCACUAACACAGCCGGACCAGCCGCAGGAGGCGCGCAAGGAUGGCGUGGGUUCGACGACGCUGUCAAGCAUGCUCGUGGUCCGACAUUUGACGAGGUGCAAAAGGGCGAGGAUAAGGCUGUUAAGGCUCGAGCGCUGUUAUCGGGCAACGACGGCCAGAAGACGGUGUUUGUCGUGUUCGUUGGCGGCAUCAGCUUCAGUGAGAUCGCGGCUCUUCGCUUCAUUGCGAAGAAAGAAGAAGGUCGGAGAAAGAUUAUCAUCUGCACGACGUCCAUUAUUAGCGGAAACAAGAUGAUGGAGGCCGCGAUCGAGAAUGGGACAUUUGGAACCGAGAGCGUGCAACAGGAGACGGAGAGUUGA